UGUUGGUUCGUCACUAGUUUGACUGGUGUGAGCCGCCGUUAGCUCCUCUCUCACCUCCAGCUCCUCUCUUCUGCCCUCUCCUCUCUCCGCGUGUCGUCCUCGGACUUUGCUGUUACUCUCACACAGUUCUGUUUCACUCCGCUUGAAACAUUUCCUUGCAUGGGAGACCUCACGGCUUUAAAAAUGAGCACUCUGCGGACGUGUAAGGAGCCCUUUGACAGAACCAGCUCUGAACCUGUGGAGGACACAGACACCACCAGCUUUGUGGCAGAAUUUUCCUUGGAGGCCAAUUAUCCAGUGCAAGUGGCAGAUCCUCAUGCAGAUGCUGUGACACUACACCUGAGCUCCAUGCCCUCUGGAUACCUGAAUCCCUCCUCAGACAGAAUAAGACAGCCAGUUGAAGAUGUGGACGAAUGUACCUGCCCAACAUCUACAUCACCUGAUUACCCCAAAGAGCUACAGCUGCUGAACAGCCCCUGUGAAAAGUGCUGCUACCCAGCACCUCCUCCAAAGAUCAGUGACCUCAUGAACGACAAAGAUCUCCUGGACUUACUACGUCUCAAACUGGAUCCGAACCACUGCACUAUCAAAAACUGGAAGAACUUUGCAAGUCGCUGGGGAAUGAGCUAUGAUGAACUGACCCUGCUGGAGCACCGGACCCAGGGCUCUCUGUCCCACAGCCCCACCCAGGAGUUCCUGAUGCGAUACAACCAGAAAACCGUCACUGAGCUCACUGAACUUUGCCGCAUCUACCAGCGCAUUGAUGUACUCAGAGUGCUGCAGAGCUGGAUAGAGAAGGACUGGCCGUCAAGGUGGCAACAGACUCAUUGACCUGUUUCACUCCGUAUAUUUAUCCUGUCUCUGUAUUUUCUUUUUCUUUCAGGGUUGUAUUUGUUGGGAAUUUCUGCCUUUUCAUGAGCUUUGAUAUAUGUUACUCAAUUUCAGUUAGAAAAAAAAAAACUUAGUAGGUUGGGUUCGGGCUUGUUUGGAAUGGUAAAAACCCUGGGUCAGGCUUGCGUUUCAACUGAGAACAGUAACUUCACUUGGUAGUACCGGUGCAACGACAAUGAACGACAUUGAACACAACACAACAGACAACAAUGGAGGUAAUCCAGCAGCUCUUUUUUUCCUGCUCGGUUCGUGACUGUUUGUCUCCACAAGAUGUCGAGCUUUGUAUGAGAAUAGACUGCGGACGUUUGCCUCAACUUCCAUGGGACAUUUACAGCGGUUGUAAGGGAGUGACGGUUUUCUGUCACCUAAUCAGCUGACUAUUGUGGGCGGAGCUGGUCUAGCAAAGGAAUAUUACAGUAAUAACAGUAGGUACCGGUAAUUGCUAAUGGAAACACAAAAAAAUGCCUACCAUACUGUACCAAACCACACCAAACUGAACCGUUCCACAAGGUGGAAACACGACUUUAGAGUCAGACGUGUUCACAGCAGUAGUAGAAUUUCUGGAGGAUUCAACGGAGGGGAGGAGUCUGCCUUCAGCAUGUAGGAGGUGGGACACUCAUUCACUCUCUGAAGAUCAUCCAGAGCUUCUCCUGCAGUAUUUGUGUUUACACAUACAGCCCCUCCAGAGAAUGUCUAGACUUCACUGUGUGUCUGGAAGCAGCUAAACAGUGUAAAAGAAAAGAAAACUGUAUUAGAGGUGCACCAUUUCAACAAACCCCCAUUUUAGUCUGUGUUGUGGUGUCUGGGUCAGGGUUUUGGUUCAGUUUGUUUGGCUCAUUCAGAAGAAGAAAACUACCACUUCCAUUUUCUAAUAUUGUUUAUAGAAUAAUGUUUAACACCAUCAAUCAUGUGUGAAACAUAAAACUAUGUCAAUUUUUUACAAAUUCAUAUUUUCAUUUCAAACACGAAAGGUGAUGUAUGUAAAACUUGUACAAUGGCCUUAAGCAUUUAAAUCGGUGACUGCCAUCCCAGUUGAAAACAUUGUAGAGCAUGGUUGCUGAACACAGACGGAGCAGCACUGUGUUUACACACACAUCCACGUAGAUAACAUCAUAUAGAUCGAGGUGGUUACUUUGUGCUCUGAGCAGCAGCAGAGUCACAGCAGCGGAGAAUCAUCACACGGUGAGAGAAUGAUACGAGAGACAAUAAUAUAAACAGACUGUAAAAAUGUGUGUGUUAGCUAACUGUGGCUGAAACUCACCAUUUUCCUUCCAAGUCCGGGAAUAAAGUAUUGCAUAUUGUCUUCAACUUCAUCUUUGCUCUCAGCAUCUAUAUUUUAAAGCAGAUCCUUCUUUUUCCUCUCUUCUGGUCAAGACAUUUUUGUGAGGGAUACCAAGGCUUUUUUAGGUCCAUUAGACAAACUUUUUUGGAUACCUGGGUGUUCAAGUGUAGCAGGGUUUUUUUUAUUUUUUUUUUAUUUUGACCUGUCCUGCCCAGUAACUACGACAUGUAAUAUGGUUGACUGCAUGCCUGCAUGAGAGAGAGAGAGCGAGGUGGACAAUAAUUUAAAUGUAGUGCAUGGGUUAGUAACAUUGAACAAUUGAAGUUAUAUAAAAUAGACAAAUCAAAACAUAAACAACAUUAGACUGACAUUAGUAUGAUAGUAACAGGUUAAUAACAUUACACAGUUGAAAUUAUAUAGAACCCCACCAGACACCAACCACACGCCCCCCAUCCCAGGGAGGGACAGGCGGAGGCCCACGUAGGGCCCCAAGCCAAGAGGGCCCCCAGAGACGGGCAGACCCCCGAGCUGGUCCAGGGCAGAUCCCCCAAGCAGAGGC
This is a messenger RNA of Solea solea (common sole), 2732 nucleotides long. It is a transcript of the gene edaradd, whose product is annotated as EDAR-associated death domain. Bases 160 to 831 code for a protein of 223 amino acids. Gene Ontology annotation, molecular function: protein binding. Gene Ontology annotation, biological process: signal transduction. The transcript is spliced from 6 exons. The record is from RefSeq and is a predicted model, not a curated record. Lineage: Eukaryota; Metazoa; Chordata; Actinopteri; Pleuronectiformes; Soleidae.